AACUGCUUCGGCAAGGCUAAUAUACUGAUUGGUCCUUGUUCGAUUUUUUGAAAGACUAUAUCUUCGAUAUUUACAAGUCAAAAGUGUUGGAUUCGCUACCGAUUUUCGAAGAUUAGCAACUGAUCCUCUAUUGAAGCUGGAGGAAAAAGAACCGUUGGGUGCUUUUAUGAAUUCCGUAAUAUAAACACCCGGGCAUUCAACUGCCUGACGAUUCAUUACAAUUGUUUAACGGACAUAUCCUGUAGGCUGAGAAAUUUGAAAAUUAAACGUCAGUGAUUGGCCCAACAAAAGGGCCUAAAGAGACCAAUAAACAUGUAGCAUCAUAUACACGUGUUUAAGGCCCAUUCUCAACUCUAAGAUUUGUGAGUGCCGAUGGUAAGUGCACAUUCGAAGCAAAAGUAAAGAGCAACAGGUAACCAAUGGGUAAGAUUAUUUGGGCCUGAUUUAUGACAUAACCAACUGAUGUCUAUGUCCAUUGGUCGUUGCCUGCUGCUCGCUGUCUUUGGUUUGAAUGAAGCCCUACAUUCACCGAAAGCGCUGGCCAAGAUAACUCUCGACCAAUAAUGUAACGCGAAUUCCUGUGGACACUUGUAUCAUUGGCCCACAGUUCGCACUCAAGUGUUCCAUUAGGCGACAAGGCUUUAACAUGAGAAGGCGAUUGGUUAGAAUGGAAACACCAACUGGAAAACAGUCAAUAGAAUGCUUGAUACGUCAAAUAUAUGGACGUCCGUCACAACCUAAAAAUUUAAUGUUGUUCAGCGGUACUUUUAAGACAAAUAAUAUGGAUACCUACAUGCAGUUUAAUGUGAUUUCAAGUGUCUAAUGUGCUGGAUAAUGAAGUAUAUCGCAGUUAUUCAAUUACUUUGACACCUAACAGAAAUAUUUGUAACUUUAGCUUCAAUUUUUCAGUGCUUGCCCUUGCAUCUCAUCCUAGUAACUUGAGUUAUCUAAAAUUUUUUGAAGAAAGAUCUAAAUGGAUCUGACACAUGUUCUUUUCAAGUGUAAUAUAAGAAAAUGAAUAAUACAAAAUGGUCUCUACAGCGUUUAGGGAUGCAUUAGCUACCACAGCUUCAUGUUGUACAAUUCUACAGUUUUUAGCUGGCAUAUUAGUAUGCCAAAAAAUUGUUAAGAAAGGAACCACGGGAGAAACAUCUGGAUUAGCUUUUGUGACAUGCUUUAUGUCAUGUAGCCUAUGGUUACUCUAUGGGAUUUUGAAAAACGAUUCGUUUAUUGUUCUUGUAAACGUUUUUGGAACAUCCUUACAACUCAGUUACACAUUUGUUUUCAUACUGUACAGUGUGAAAAAAUCUGUUGUCAUAAAACAAUUUGCAGUGGCUAUAUGCUUUGUCACUGCAAUGUAUAUGUACUCUUUCUCUGAACCAGAUAAAGCAUUAGCAACAAAAUGGACAGGACUUUUGAGCUGUGGUUUGACCAUUAUAUUUUUUGCAUCACCAUUAACCAUGCUGGCACAUGUGAUGAAAGUUAAGAGUGCAGAAGGAUUGCCAUUUCCAGUGAUUACUGCCUCACUGAUUGUAUCCUGUCUAUGGUUUAUUUAUGGGUGUAUUCAAGAUGAUCCUUUCAUCAAGAUACCAAACUUUCUUGGUUCAAUAUUGUCAGCCUUUCAGCUGUCUCUUUUUGUAAUUUAUCCUGGUAAAAAAUCUGACCAAAUACGACUCGUCUAAAAAUAAGCCAUAUCGAAUAUAUCCUAUUUUUAUGAAGAUUUUGUUAAACAAUAUAUAUAUAUAUACACUGAUAUUUAUAUUGGACUGUUCACGAAACUAAAUGUGAUACUUCAUGAAUCUAUUACAAAUAUUUUAAUAAUAAUGCCUUUUUUGGACUCAAAAAGCAUUAUUACAUCUAAUGACAAAGCAUAGCUCACUAAGAAACUAUAU
Cephus cinctus (wheat stem sawfly) is the source of this 1892-nucleotide messenger RNA. RefSeq names its product sugar transporter SWEET1 (gene slv). Lineage: Eukaryota; Metazoa; Arthropoda; Insecta; Hymenoptera; Cephidae. Gene Ontology annotation, molecular function: sugar transmembrane transporter activity. The transcript has 5 exons. The coding region runs from base 1029 to 1682 and encodes 217 amino acids. Gene Ontology annotation, cellular component: membrane. The record is from RefSeq and is a predicted model, not a curated record. Gene Ontology annotation, biological process: carbohydrate transport.